Molecule: messenger RNA, 3148 nt
Organism: Anneissia japonica
Lineage: Eukaryota; Metazoa; Echinodermata; Crinoidea; Comatulida; Comatulidae
Exons: 6
Coding region: 208-798 (196 amino acids)
Source: RefSeq, a predicted model, not a curated record
CACAAUGAUCGAUGGAUGGAUUUUAUCACUUGCCGUUGAUUUUGCUGGUACAUUCAUUUUGUUUUUAUAAGAACACAUUGCUUAAAAAUUAAGAACAAAAUAAUAACAAAUUCAGGCUGAGGGGGAACUGUUUACUGGCACAACAGAGAAGCGUUAGAGAUACGAGCAUCUGAUCUUGACUUUGGGAAUGUUCGCCAUCUUGUCAAUAUGGGUGAACGCGGCCACGCCAAGACUCGUGGUUUAGCCGUGUAUGAAUCUAGUAUAUACUGGGUAACCGUAAUGGCCAGUAUUUUUCGGGCUGACAAGGUUACUGGAGACAAUAUAGAAGCAGUGAGUGACAGAGUGUUCGAAAAUCCAUUUGGACUUUUCAUAUAUAACGAUCCAGAAACAGAAACAAGCGCCGAGUGUAUUACACCCACAGCAUUUCUCGAUCCAACAACUGACGUAACAACGACAAUAGCGACAACGACAGAUACACCUACAUACAGUACAAAUAAGAGAGGCAGUUGCGUAUCGACCAACAACGCUCAAGUUACCCGAGGCUACUUCAGGAAGCUUUUCAACUCCAGUGGUCAGGAAAUUUGCCUAUUGGAUCAGAGAAUUAAUUCCAUCGAUAGCUUAGAAUUUAGAAGUACCAGUACCUGUGCCAUUAAAUGCUUGCACAGUUCAAUUUGCGAAGGCUUUGUCGUAAACGAUCAUGCAGACAACAAGUUCUGUUCUCUGUUAGAUCAAAACACACUUGAAACGAACGUCAUCAUAAAAGGUUGCAUCACGUAUAGAAAAGUUUUGAUAGUCUAAUGAAAGGAAAUGUUUUGAAAAUCUUUUUUAUUUCCCCUUUUUUCCCUGAAGUUAAUGUUAGUCCGUAAAACUGUACACAUUUAAACAGCAGGUAGGUAUUAAUUUGGAGUUAUUAGGCAGUUUUCGCCGCACGACGGUAACGUUAACGGAUGACGUCAUAAUUUUGUCAUCUUGCGUUGUUGCGGAGUACGUUAAUUUCAGGAUUUUACGUGCUUGACGUUCGUUAGUUACCUGUUUGCGUAUGCGUAUUUCGAUUUGUUUACAAAGGGGCGGAGCAGGGCAGAGCUAUCGCGCUGCAUGCUGGGUACUAAGGUUAAAGUUAAGGUUAACGUCGUGCAGCGAAAACUACCUAAUAUAAAUGUUGACCACUUUGCUAGGGAGUCAAAGAGACGAAAAUCCUAAUGUUGGAGAAUUUUAGUUUAUAAGCUUAUAAUAUAAUAUUAUUACCAAGAUAACCAUAUUAUUGUUGUGGUAAUUAAAUUGAUUUAUUCAUUUAUAUUUUAAUUUAUUACAAAUGCAACACAUAUACCGUGUUAAGAGGAAACCAUGGACUAAUGGCCCAACACAAAUGUGGAAUCCUGUAUACCUCUGGUAUUCAAACUUUUUGUUUAACCCGAUCACGCUACCUCGGCGACCCAGUCUACACACCGAACAUCACAAAUUUUCCUCUUGGUUUUUUUUUUGUCUUAAAAAGUUAAAUUUAUAAGAAUUAGAUGAGUUACUGUACCGUAAAACAAUUCGCGGAAGAGGAGUGUCCAAAAUAUUUGUACUAAUAUGAGAAUAAUUAGAAGGCUGGUGUUCUCCAUCGGCAAUUGAUUUUAUAGGCCCUAUGGUUUAUUUAUUUAUAUGCACUCAAGAUUCUUUACACUCGCAUAUUCAUCUGAAAAAGUUACCAACAACGAUGGAGUGACGGUGCUCUAAAUGGCUGUGGGAAAACCAUCACCAACCUGCUGAUAGCUCUCUGUUUGAAUAGUGAUCGUAUUAGAACGAUAACUUGCAGCAACCGGCUUGGUCAACCUGUAAAAAUUCAUAACCUUCUGUUGAUCUUAGAUCAAACUUGUGAGCGUUCUGAGCACAUUAUAAAACAUUUUCAUCAUAUUGAAACAACUAUAAUAUUGAAAACAAAGAACUUAAAACAAAUUCGGUGUAUAAAUUCAAAUUAUUCACUAUAGAUUUUAGUGGUCCAUUGUUAUAACAUUUUACGACCAAUAUUUGAAAGUGCGUACACACAUGUAAAACAAAAAAUGUUCAGUUAUUAUCUGUAUAAUAUAUUUGAAUAUCGUCUUAGACUGAUUGACAUGCAGUCACAUGCUUAGUGAUCUUCUAAACACUUAGAAACUUUUGAAUCACACUUGGUCUGAUUGUUGGAGGUGUUUUUUUUUACUUAAUUGACGCAUAUAUUAUUUCCACAAAGAUGCUAAAAAGUUUUGCUCUUGAAAAAAACAUUAAGAGUUUAAAAUCGGAGGACGAAUACGACCAUUUUAGAGUUUACGAGGAUGUGAACAGACACAUUGACAUAUCUGGUAAUUACCUCAGCAGUUGUCAUUCAGGUAUAAAUUAGUUGUUUUUAGGUUGAUAUAGUUAAUCGUUUAGUUUAAUUUGGCUUCACGACAAAUAACUAAAUAGGCCUAUGACAAAAAAAAUCUUUUUUUUGGUAAAAGCUAGUAAGAAACGGAGUACAGUACUUACUCAGGACUUUAAUGACAUUUUUUGAAGACAAAUAACAACAAACUAAAUUGGCUAGUCCCGGUCGGUCGAAUAUGAUGCUGUUAAAAAAUGUAUGUAUACGUAACAGUGCUAUUGUUCGAUCUUAUCUGAACGGAUCGAGUCUGAAGAAGAUUGUGCUUUCAAAAGGUAUGGCCAAUAAAUAGCUAGGCUCUUCUUCCAUUAACGGACAAACUUCAUUACUCAAAGCUCCUGUCCAUCUAGCCCAACAUGACUUAUGCAACCAGUGCGCGAGAGUUUUGAUGUGUGGCUUUUCUUUUUAUUAAAUUACCAAAUAUAUCCACACAAUCCACACUAUCCCACUUUACAUAACAAAGUAGGCCUAUGUGAUUGCUCAUGUUUGGGCAUCAUGAUGUCAUAUCAUGGUCAUAAUGUGGGAAAUACAAGUAUUUAUCACAGACUGUGGAUAGAGCUACAAGGUUGCAUCACUUUAGCCUACAUUAACUAUUUCAAAUAUGGGGUUAACGCCUGAAUAAAAUAUACCAAUAUCUCACGGUAUUAAGAUAUAUAAUAAGAGAACGUUGCAACGAAUUAGCAAUACCUGUCCACAACAUAUUGUUACAUGUCGGCAAUCAAAUACUGUAGACCUAAUAAUCAAGCGUCUCAAUAAACGAACCACACUGAA